AUGUAUGUGUGUGUGCGUGUGUGCUUACGUCUGCUCGCUAUCUUAUGCGCCUCUGUCUGGCGCCAUGCCGAGAUCUGGCCAGAGUGCAGAUCGAGUAUGGCAACCACCGACAUCAUCCCUCCUAUGUCAAAGGCUCUCGCGGUUAAGGCGAAGAGGGAGCUUCGUGAGGAUCCUAAAACCAUCAGCGCCCAUAUGACAAGCAUCCGACGAUGGGCGACCUCAGUUCCGCACAUCGAAUUCCAUUUUGGUAAGCUACUCCCUAGCAAAACAACCCCAGCCAGGUUUGUGUGA
This is a messenger RNA of Protopolystoma xenopodis, 291 nucleotides long. Lineage: Eukaryota; Metazoa; Platyhelminthes; Monogenea; Polystomatidea; Polystomatidae. The record is from the annotation of a GenBank genome assembly.